AUCACAGGUAAGAGACCGUGUUUUUAGCAGAGAUGAUUGUGACCAAGAUGACUUUUGGGCUUCUGGCCCUGCUGCUGGUCUGCUCCGUUAGAGCUGAGGAGAUGGUAAGACACAUACAUACACAAAUGCUCAUUGCUGAGGACAUUUCUGCUGAGCUGUCUAUUUCUGAACUGUUGCAUAGAGCCAAUAGAGGCAUCAUUCCUGAACCUGAUGAGCCCGAACUGAUGGAUGACAUUGCUGUGAAUGAGAAAAAUGCAGAUCCCUGCACCUCCUAUGGCUGCCUCUGGCCCAAGUACAGCGAUGGCUAUGUUUAUGUACCUUACGUCAUUGCCAACCACUACUCCUCUCGUGAGCUGGAGAUCAUCCAGCGUGGUCUGAACUCUUUUGCUUCAAGCUCCUGCAUCCGCUUCUUUCGUCGCACCAAUGAGAGAGACUACAUCAGCAUUGAGUCCCGCAGUGGAUGUUACUCAUACGUUGGUCGUCAGGGUAAUGUCCAGACUGUGUCUCUGGCCCGUAAUGGCUGCCUUUACCACAGCACUGUGCAGCAUGAGUUGCUCCACGCUCUUGGCUUCAACCAUGAGCAAACCCGCAGUGACCGUGACAACCACAUCCGUGUAGUCUGGGAGAACAUCAGAGAUGACAUGAAGUACAACUUCAACAAAAUCAACACCCUUAACCAGGGAACUCCCUAUGACUACAAGUCUGUGAUGCAGUACGAGAGAUAUGCCUUCUCCAAGAAUGGUCUCGCCACUAUGGUUCCCAUUCCCAACAGCAAUGUUGAGUUAGGCAAGGCUUCUCAAAUGAGUCAAAAUGACAUCAUCAGACUCAACAAACUCUACAAGUGCUGAGCAGCAAAAGUCCAAUCAGCAACCAGACAUGCAGCCCAGAAAAAAGUUCACGGAAGACCCAAAGCAUCAAGUAUGGUGUGCUUACUACUAUGCUUAACCUACAUCACUCUAACAGUUAAUUAUUAAGAAAAAUAACAUACCAAUAAAGCUGCAAUCAAAGAGUCAUUUUGAUAUCUUUUAAAUAUAAAACCCUUUGCCAGUUGAAUUGUGAGAACUUUGGCCUGCCUAUGUAAAUUUCUGCAGUGAUAAUAAAAAGAAAUAAAGACCUAAA
Messenger RNA from Myxocyprinus asiaticus (Chinese sucker), 1119 nucleotides. Its product is annotated as low choriolytic enzyme-like. The coding region runs from base 33 to 848 and encodes 271 amino acids. The transcript is spliced from 9 exons. Gene Ontology annotation, molecular function: metalloendopeptidase activity; zinc ion binding. Gene Ontology annotation, biological process: proteolysis. The record is from RefSeq and is a predicted model, not a curated record. NCBI's taxonomy places the organism in Eukaryota, Metazoa, Chordata, Actinopteri, Cypriniformes, Catostomidae.